Colletotrichum lupini is the source of this 321-nucleotide messenger RNA. RefSeq lists its product as uncharacterized. The record is from RefSeq and is a predicted model, not a curated record. The transcript has 2 exons. The coding region runs from base 1 to 321 and encodes 106 amino acids. Lineage: Eukaryota; Fungi; Ascomycota; Sordariomycetes; Glomerellales; Glomerellaceae. Gene Ontology annotation, cellular component: SAGA complex.
AUGAACCCCGCUCGUUCAAGCGGAGUCUCGAAUGCAGGUGAUCAAGCACCACCACCCCCUCCAGUCCACGAACACGCGGGCUCCACUCCGACGCCUCAGACUUUCGAGAGGCGUCAGGCAACAGAAAGUUCCAUUGACGUCGAACGCCAGUGCGGCGUCCCGCUGCCCGAGGGUCGUCGGUGUGGUGGCUCUCUGACGUGUAAGAGGCAUUCUAUGAGCUCGAAACGCGCGGUGGCGGGGAGGUCUGCGCCGUAUGAUCAGUUGCUUGUUACUUUCAUGGAAAGGAGGAGAGCUGAGAGGGCUUUGGAAGAGGCGGUUUGA